Molecule: messenger RNA, 2186 nt
Organism: Exophiala xenobiotica
Lineage: Eukaryota; Fungi; Ascomycota; Eurotiomycetes; Chaetothyriales; Herpotrichiellaceae
Product: serine/threonine-protein phosphatase PP1
Exons: 5
Coding region: 503-1477 (324 amino acids)
Cellular component (GO): nucleus; cytoplasm
Molecular function (GO): protein serine/threonine phosphatase activity
Source: RefSeq, a predicted model, not a curated record
GUCGCCAGCGCCAAGACCAACACCGCCUGCCAGGAUUGAAAAUAGCAAAUCCGCCAUCCUCAUCCCGCGGUUCAACACCUGCUCUACGGUUCCAAUUUCACGUUACUCGUACCCCAGACCAUCUGCAUUGCGGCAUCACUACAUCUCGACGGGCCUGGCUUCAUAGUUGAUGAGAGAAGAAGUGACCCUGCCGCUUCAACCGCCCUCCUGCGCCGCAGACAACCCCCUCAGCCUGUCUGUUCCACACGCUCCCGACGCGAUAACAACACUCUAGCCGGUACCAACUCGCCAUCUUGCGCCCAUCCCUUCGUCGAGCCUCAAGUCCCAGUAGGACCUUCUCGCUGAGCCGUCUACAGGCUACCUCAGAGGACCUAACCCGUACUUGACCACUGCGCUUCUCACAAGAUCCUUCGCACAUCGAUCUCUCGUUCCUCACCCCUCCCGACCCUAUCUGGUCGGCGCCCUCCUCCUUCCACCCUGCCCCGCCCGCGGCGAUAGCAUCAUGGCAGACCAGCAUGAGGUGGAUCUAGAUUCUGUCAUUGACCGACUCCUGGAGGUCAGAGGAAGCAGACCAGGAAAACAAGUGCAGCUGCUGGAAGCCGAGAUUCGGUACUUGUGCACAAAGGCCCGGGAAAUCUUCAUCUCCCAACCUAUACUGCUUGAAUUGGAAGCCCCAAUCAAGAUUUGUGGCGAUAUUCACGGUCAAUAUUACGAUCUCCUCCGAUUGUUCGAAUACGGCGGAUUCCCCCCAGAAGCGAACUACCUAUUCCUCGGCGACUACGUGGAUCGUGGUAAACAGUCCCUGGAGACCAUCUGUCUGCUCCUUGCAUACAAGAUCAAAUAUCCCGAGAAUUUCUUCGUCCUGCGAGGGAAUCACGAAUGUGCCUCGAUCAAUCGUAUCUAUGGCUUCUACGAUGAAUGCAAACGACGAUACAACAUCAAGCUGUGGAAGACAUUUACUGAUUGUUUCAACUGCUUGCCCAUCGCCGCGAUCAUCGAUGAGAAGAUCUUCACCAUGCAUGGAGGAUUGAGCCCGGAUCUUAACUCAAUGGAACAAAUACGCCGCGUCAUGCGCCCAACAGAUAUCCCUGACUGCGGUCUUCUCUGCGACUUGCUUUGGUCAGAUCCAGACAAGGAUAUCACUGGCUGGAGCGAGAACGAUCGUGGAGUCUCCUUCACAUUCGGCCCCGAUGUUGUAUCGAGGUUCCUGCAAAAGCAUGACAUGGACUUGAUCUGCCGUGCCCAUCAAGUAGUCGAAGACGGUUACGAGUUCUUUUCCAAACGGCAACUCGUUACGCUCUUCAGCGCGCCUAAUUACUGUGGCGAAUUCGAUAACGCUGGAGCCAUGAUGAGCGUCGAUGAGAGUCUAUUGUGCUCGUUUCAGAUUCUCAAGCCAGCCGAAAAGAAACAAAAGUAUGUCUAUAGCUCGAAGAGCUCAAGCAGGCCCACUACUCCGCCCCGCAAGUCCAAAACCUAGUCUCCCGGCUUGGGCUGAUUCGAUAUCGUGAUAGCAGGUUUGGAAGAAGAUAGGAUCGCUUUCUACCUUCCCCGACGAAACGGUAACCGUUGUCCUGUUUCCUCCGGUUCGGAAGCACGCAACAGAACGCCCACCUUUUCCUGGACCUCAAUUUUGGACCUGUAGACGAAAUUCGCCAGCUCUAGCCUCAUCGCCUCCAUACGUUGACAAAUUCCCUCUGACCGAGUGGGCUUCUUGGCAACAUCUUACUCAAUGAACAACAUCAACAGGAAAAUAUGUAUCCGUAAACCGAUGUCUUCUUUUCAAGGCGACAAGCCAGGGUCGAGCCGAUACCAAAUGGGGACUCCUCGUGUUUUCAACCGUCAAAUGGCAAAUGGGUGGCGGGACUUUGUGCGAUCCAUAGCUGUGGGACGGGAGACGCGGCACUGCUUUUUUGGCCAUGGUGGUACUAAUUCAACUGCAAACCUCCUUUUCGCUGUGUUAAAGAGUGUGAGAAAACGAAAGAGAACGAGAUGAGAGAUGAUGCGACCAGGUGUCGGUGUGCACAUUCUCCAUUCUCCUGUAACAUGCAAGAUGGUUUUUUCAUGCUUGACGAGUCAUCAGACUUUGACGACGAUGCAUGCGAUUCAUUCAGCACAGCAAUGCCAGAGAGAUAUGACUAUGUCGAGUUGUCAAGAAUAGUAGAGACGCAUUCACGCACUACCCUGAU